Molecule: messenger RNA, 936 nt
Organism: Nematocida ausubeli
Lineage: Eukaryota; Fungi; Microsporidia
Exons: 1
Coding region: 1-936 (311 amino acids)
Source: RefSeq, a predicted model, not a curated record
AUGAAAAUAUCUUUAGAAAAGACAGACCCUUCUAUUUCACAUGCAGUUGGCAUGGAGAAGAAGAUAAAAUCUCUUCUUGUGCAGGUUGUUCUUACUGGGUGUGCACUUGCUGCGUAUAUAAAAAUAGGAGGAAAGUGUCUAUUUGCAGUUUUGACAUAUUUGUUCGCGAAUGCGUGUUUUAUGCUUCUUGUAAUUCUGGUAAUGGCAUCGUCUUCCAAGAAAAAUAAAGAGGCAGUGAAGAUAGUUGCAAAGCCACAGGAGGCUGUAAAGCCUGAGGAAAAGCCAGCUGAUAAGGAGCCAUAUAGAAAAUCCGAAAUUAAUUUCCAGCUGUCCUUCAGAAGGAAGAACAAGGCAAUUACUCCACCCAAGCAGAUAGUCAUUAAGAAGUAUGAAGAGUACGAGCAGGAAUUUGGUCUCAGCAAGCAGCUGGAAAAAGACUUCAAAACAUGGAUGCACAAAAAUGUGCUUCUCUCUGCCCUGAAUGAACCAUCGCAGAUGCUAAACAACAUGAAAACACCAAAGAUUCUUUCAAGAAUGGAGAUAAAUGAUCUGAAAAUGAUGUGCGGAAAUGGAUUCUUGUGCUACGAUAAAAGCAAUGAAAUGCAUGGGAAGGCACUCUUCAAGAUUCUCUACAACCACUUCAAUGAAAAGAUCCCAGGAGACAGUUCGUAUUACACAAACCCAAUGGAUGAGUUUAUUUUCGAUGAUAUCAGCAAGAUAAAGAUAAGUCGGUUUGGCCUGCUGGUUGAAGAUACAGAGUCUCUGAUAGAAGGGAAGAAAACAUUCAACGUGUACUUUAUAAACAAGAACAAACUAUACGAUACGCAAGGAGAUGUAGUUCUCUCCUUCCUGCUUCUUCUAAUAUUUGCAAAUACCCAUGAAGGAAGGUAUCUUGGAGCACUUUCCCUGCGCAGUCUCCCAUUCCUUGCAAAAUAA